Molecule: messenger RNA, 6689 nt
Organism: Pistacia vera
Lineage: Eukaryota; Viridiplantae; Streptophyta; Magnoliopsida; Sapindales; Anacardiaceae
Product: transcriptional activator DEMETER
Exons: 20
Coding region: 293-6265 (1990 amino acids)
Biological process (GO): base-excision repair
Molecular function (GO): 4 iron, 4 sulfur cluster binding; DNA N-glycosylase activity; DNA demethylase activity
Source: RefSeq, a predicted model, not a curated record
CUGUGUGUUUGGUUUCCUUUUUCUCUCUCUAUUUUUUAUUUUCUCUCUUUUCUUUCUAAUUCUUGAGUUUGAAGACUGACUCAAAGUUUCUCCGGCAUUUCCAACACGAUGACUCAGUAGCAGAUCGGAUGAAUUGAGGCAAUGGGGAGGAAUAGCAGGAAGGGGAUUGUUGUAAAAUUAGAAUUGUGAUGAUUUCGCUGCUUAAUUUAGUGAGUUGAGGAGAAUUAGAGGUUGGAAGAGAGGGAGAUUUUGGGAGAUUUAUUAGUUUAUUUUUGUAAUUUAUGUUGGUUGAAUGAGUCCAAGAAGUAAGUUUGGGGAGGGGGUUUCAGUUCCAAGAGAAAAAGAAAUCCAGAUCAUGGGUACUUGGAUGCCUGUGACAUCGGAAAAACCAAUUCCGGUGAGAACUAGUCCGGUGGCCUUGGACAGAUAUGGGAGACCACUGGCAAGAGAAAACUGGCAAGAACUGGCUGGGUUACCUGUUGGACAUAUGCAAGAGAUGCUGAGUUACAAUAGAGGCAUUAAUAAUAUACAAGAUCUGCCAAAUUACAGUAGAGGCAUUAAUCAUAUACAAGAGCUGCCGAAUAACAGUAGAGGUGUUAAUCAUAUACAAGAGCUGCCAAAUUACAGUAGAGUCAUUAAUCAUACACAAGAGCUGCCAAACUACAGUAGAGUUGUUAAUCAUACACAAGAGCUGCCGAACUACAGUAGAGGUGUUAAUCAUAUACAAGAGCUGCCGAAUUUGAAUAGAGGCAUUAAUCAUGUGCUAGAGCUGCCAAGUUACAAUGGAGGUGUUAAUAAUUUGAAUCUGAUUGGAGAAGUAGCUCGAACUGAAGGGUAUUAUGGUAGUAAUGAUGCUGGUGUGGCUGAGAGAAGCGGAAUGAUCAACCAAAUUGCAGCCUCCUACAGACAAGCCUUGUAUAAUGAAAGCGCAGGCUGGAACAAUAAUGCCGUAGCUGAACUUUUGGCAAACAAGAAUGCAGCUGCAUUUGCCUCUGUAAACAGAAUUCAAGGCAGAAGUACAAGCAUGGCAAAUGCACCUCUAACUCCAAAUUUGCAAUCUCAAGUCAGCAACUGGGGAGACACCAACUCAAGUAAUUUGAUUCACAAUCAAAUUUACUUUGGUUCAAACCCCUUGAGUAACAGUAGCAGCUUUCAGCAGAUAUCCCAAGAUGGAUUCCCUGUUACUUACCAAUCCAACUACAAACUGAAUUCACCAAGUACUGCUGCCAGUGCAGGACCAAGCAUCACCUCCUCACUGCCAAUCUCACCGGUAACACCAGAUCAUCAGUUGAAGAAGUUGGCAAACAAUCAGCUUUCUAUGACAGUAAAUUUCUCAAUGGGUGAAAACUCGACUCAGGGAAAAGACAAGCAACAAACUUCAGUCAUGCCCAUUGGAAAUGAAGCUACUCAGCACAACUCUGAUGGAUUAUUUCCAAAAGAUGUGUCGCCAUUGGUCAUUUCAACAGCUCUUGAGGAAAAGAAGGAUUUGGAUAAUGGAGGUGACCAGGGAAUUGACCUUAACAAGACACCCCAACAGAAACCACCCAAAAGAAAAAAGAUCAGGCCAAAAGUAUUUGUAGAAAAACCCAAAAAGACUGAAAAAAAGACCCCUGGUCAGAAGAGAAAGUAUGUACGGAAGAAAGGCCUGAAAGAAUCAGCAGAACAACCGGAAGAUGUUUUGAGGGAGGCUACUGAUCCUAGUGCUGGACCUCCUGCAAAAUCAUGCAGAAGAUCAUUGAAUUUUGAUUUUGAGAAGACUAGAGAUGGAAGUCAAAUCAAAGUAAUUAGUCAGCAGGAAGAAAUGCAACAAAGGCAUCUGAUGACUUUUAAUUUAAACUUGGAUUCUCAAGCCACAGAAUUAGCCAACAGAACUAGUGGAACAAAGUCAACUAUGCUGAUUGGCAAUCAGAAUGGUUUUCCCACAGUAAACCAGCAACCAGGAACUGUUAGUACCGAUACCCUUUCCAUGAAUCAAAUUCUGGCUGAUAACAAAUCAAUUCAAGAAAGGCAUGCAGUUGCACCUUCACCACUUCCAAGAAAAGAUCCACGCAUGGAAAAUUUAAAUGUCAUAUCCAGUAAUGUAGAUACUAGAACUGCUGAAACAUGCCAAAAGAAUAGCACAAAUGGAUACACUCCUAUCCAGCAACAUAUAAAUGCAAAAGGAAUUGGACAGACUGUGUCUCGAGCACAAACCAAUUUUGAAAACUUUGAGAAAGCAAGAGUGAUCUUUUCAACUUUCCCUCAAUCAGAGGUUUUGUCCAGUUUGAAAGAAGCAAGGGGAUCCAAGAGAGGAUAUUGCCAUACAAUUGAGCAGACACACCCACAUACUGUAAAUUCAAUGGGUUCUUCAUCGUGGUACCAAGAUAUAUUUCACAUGGAUGGAUGUCACCAAAACAGCAACACUGUGGGUGUAGAUUCAAAGAAACGCAGGAAAAGGAAAAUUGAGAGUGGACUACAUACAAACACAGAUGGCAACCUUUGUGGUACAGAUGCAAUCAAAGGUUGCUCAAUUCAAGCUCAAACAAAACGUGCCAAUGGCAUCAAUGGGAGUGUAUAUCAGAUAGGAGAUAGUGAAGUGGUCAAGAGACUUAGUGACUGGCACGCUCAAUCUGUAGCUUCUGGGAGUAACUUUACAAACCAGAUUCAUUCUAAGCAGCAUUUGAGCACAGAAAAAUUGAGAGAGACUAUCGGAUUGACUUCAGUCCCUGACUCUGCAUCCUUAGCUGCAAGUGAGAUAUUUAACCUGCUCCCACCUACUCCCCCUGGCAAAGCCCGAGCACCUGGAGACAGGGUAGCAAGGAAAACUUGCCACACUAAUGAUUCAGCAAAGCAAAAUGUGAAGCGCAAUCGAGGCAAAUCAGCUUCAUCUGGAACGGAUCAGUUGCUACCAGAACAUAGGGAAGCCAUGCAUGAUCGUCCACAAUAUUCUGCAAAAACAAAAGGACUUCCAAAUGAACAGAUUUAUCCUAUUAAAAUGGAUGAGAUUAUACAUAAAUUCAAAGGUCUCAGUCUCAAUGGAGCGUCCAGCCAUGUACCGGAGCAAGUGCAGAAUGCAAUUGUUCCUUACAAGCAAGAUGGUACAAUUGUUCCAUACAAGCAAGAUGGUACAAUUGUUCCAUACAAGCAAGAUGGUACAAUUGUUCCAUAUGAAGGUUUUGACUUCAUGAAGAAACGUAAACCAAGGCCUAAAGUGGACCUUGACCCGGAGACAAAUAGAAUCUGGAAUCUAUUGAUGGGCAAGGAAGGAAGUGAAGGCCUUGAAGGGAUGGAUAAGGAAAAGGAAAAAUGGUGGGAAGAGGAGAGAAAAGUUUUCCAAGGACGAGCUGAAUCUUUCAUUGCAAGAAUGCAUCUUGUACAAGGAGAUAGACGCUUCUCAAAAUGGAAGGGGUCUGUUGUUGACUCAGUGAUAGGAGUUUUCCUUACACAGAAUGUUUCAGACCAUCUCUCAAGCUCGGCCUUCAUGUCUUUGGCAGCACGAUUUCCUCUUAAGUCAAACGACAGGGAUGGUACAAACAUAUUGGUUGAAGAACCAGAAGUAUGUGUGGUGAGCCCAAAUGAUGCCAUCCAAUGGAAUGAACAGGUAUUAAGAAAUCCACUCUACAGUCAAAGCUCUAUAACCCCACAUGAAUUAACAGAACGUCAGAGGGAAAGCGAUAUCUCAGGGAUAGAAAAAACAAGCUUAUUGGAGGCUCAUAGUCAUAGCUUGGAGGAAGAAGUCAUAUCAUCACAAGAUUCUUUUAGUUCUUCAAUCCUUCAAGGCAGUGGAGGAAUCAAAUCCUCUUCAGGCUCCAACUCUGAAGCAGAAGAUCCUACUUCUGGGUGCAAACCUAAAAAGGGUCAUGGUUCAACAAAUUUUCUACAACCGGGAAAUGCCACUUUGUUUCAGGAUUUCUACAGUUGCAUAAAUGAGAACUCACUAUUUCAAGAGGGUUAUGUGAAUGGGCAUAAGUCGUCAAACUAUUGCCAACAAGACUCAGGACUGGGCAGCAUUGAGAACUUUGGCAGCUCUUUAACUUUUACUCAAUUACUCAAUUUUGACAGUUCACAGAAUCAGGUGCCGAUAGUCCCUUCCAACAACUAUCAGCCAUGCAUGACUUCGUACUCAGAACUAUUAGAAGGUUCUGAGAUCUACAGUGGAGAGUGCAUAUCUUCCUGGCAUUCAACUGCUUUUGCGUAUCCAAAGGGAAAAGAUGCAGAUCAUACAAGCAGAAGGAAUGGACAGCUGGCAGAAGAUGUAGGUGAAACAACAGUCCAACAGAAUGGAUUAACAAUUCCAGAAGAAAUGCCAUCAGUGUGCACACAUGCAAAAUUAAGCAAGCAAUCAAUGCCACAACAAAGUAUUUGUCAGCCAGGAUCUCAGGAAAAAUAUAAUCAACAAUACAGUGAAACCAUGUCACUUAGAGAGCCUGUAAAUCUUGUAGAAACACUGGCUGAGGGGCAGAAUGUACUGAGUUAUAGGGAGGUUGCGGAAAAAACUUUUGAUAUUGAGGAAAGAAUCUCUGCAGUGAAUAAGGUCUCAGAAAAUAAACCAGUCAAACCAAAUUCAAAGGAGCAAGUACUUUCCAAUGCAUAUGGUGAGGCAAAUCCCAGUAUUUCGAAAUCGAAAAAAGCGAAGGUUGAUGCUGCUAAAAAGACUGCAAUUGACUGGGACAUGUUAAGAAACCAGGUUCAGAGCAAUGGUAAGAAAAAGGAAAGAAGUAAAGACACAAUGGACUCACUGGACUAUGAAGCAGUGAGAUGUGCCAAUGUUGAUGACAUUUCUAACGCUAUCAAAGAAAGAGGGAUGAACAACAUGCUAGCACAGAGAAUACAGGCUUUCUUGAACAGAAUUGUCGGAGAACAUGGAAGCAUUGAUCUUGAAUGGUUAAGAGAUGUUCCCCCUGACAAAGCGAAGGAUUAUCUCUUAAGCAUACGUGGAUUGGGGUUAAAAAGUGUAGAAUGUGUGCGGCUUUUAACUCUUCAUCAUCUUGCUUUUCCGGUCGACACAAAUGUCGGACGCAUAGCAGUUAGAUUGGGAUGGGUCCCUCUGCAACCACUGCCCGAAUCUCUUCAGUUACACCUCCUGGAACUAUACCCAAUAUUGGAGUCAAUACAGAAAUAUCUCUGGCCAAGAUUGUGCAAACUAGAUCAAUGUACACUAUAUGAGCUACAUUACCAGCUGAUUACAUUUGGAAAGGUCUUCUGUACAAAGAGCAAACCAAAUUGCAAUGCAUGUCCAAUGAGAGGAGAGUGCCGACACUUUGCAAGUGCUUUCACAAGUGCAAGGCUUGCAUUGCCAGGGCCUGAGGAAAGGAGUAUGGUGAGUUCAACUGUGCCUACUACAGCUGAACGAAACCCUGCCCCAGUUAUCAAUCAUGUGCUAUUACCUCCACCUGAAGAAAGGUCAAUCAGAGAAGCAAGGCGUGAUAUUGGCAACUGUGAACCCAUAGUUGAAGAACCAGCUACGCCAGAACCAGCAACAGAAAUAUCAGGAAGCGACAUUGAGGACACAUUUUAUGAGGAUCCUGAUGAAAUCCCAACAAUAAAACUCAAUAUUGAAGAGUUCACAGUGAAUCUACAGAAUUAUAUGCAGAAGAACAUGGAACUCCAAGAAGGUGACAUGUCCAAGGCUCUAGUUGCUUUAAACCCAGACGCUGCUUCUAUUCCUGUACCCAAACUCAAGAACGUGAGUCGCCUGCGAACAGAGCACCAAGUGUAUGAACUUCCAGAUUCUCAUCCUCUGCUAGAAGGGAUGAAUAGGCGGGAACCUGACGAUCCCAGCCCAUAUCUUCUCGCUAUAUGGACACCAGGUGAAACCGCCAAUUCUAUUCAACCUCUUGAAAAAAGCUGCGGGUCACAAGAAUCAGGAAAGUUGUGCAAUGAGAAGACAUGUUUUUCAUGUAAUAGUAUAAGAGAAGCCAAUUCACAAACAGUCAGAGGAACUCUUCUGAUACCUUGUAGAACAGCAAUGAGAGGAAGCUUCCCACUCAAUGGCACAUACUUUCAAGUUAACGAGAUGUUUGCAGAUCAUGAGUCUAGCCUCAAUCCAAUCGAUGUUCCAAGAGAAUUGAUAUGGAAUCUGCCAAGACGUACUGUAUACUUUGGAACAUCUGUAUCAACAAUAUUCAAAGGCCUUACAACAGAGGGGAUACAGUACUGCUUUUGGAGAGGUUUUGUUUGUGUGAGAGGUUUUGACCAAAAAACGCGAGCACCCCGGCCUCUUAUGGCCAGAUUGCACUUUCCAGCAAGUAAGUUAGCCAAAACAAAAACUGAAAACAAAAGAUAAGCAGCCUCUGGUGCAGAGAAGAUUACCAGCAUAAGUACUAAUAAUGAUCCAGAUAUGAGGGAAGAUUACCAGCAAAAGUACCAAGAAUGAUCUGAAAUAAAAGGGAAGAAAAAAUUGCUGACUUCAGGAAGAAAAAUGAAUUUUGACUAACAUAAUGUUGUACAUUCAAUUGUUCUUUCUCUAACAUGAGAUGCAUUCACCUCAUGUUAGCCCAGGAAAAGAAAGUUUUAAAUUAGAUUGUAAGAUCCCAUGGAAAUGGGAUGUCAUUUGUACAUGAUUGAAAUUACAAUUAUAGUCUCAAUUCAUGCUCAAAUGAGCAAUUUUUUAAGACUAGCAAAUGGAUUGGUAUGGCAUGAAUUAUAUAAAAGAAAUGCUGCGUUCAUAUAAGAAUGUAAUAGGAUUGCAGAUUGAACUUACCAACACC